This is a messenger RNA of Saccoglossus kowalevskii, 1155 nucleotides long. Its product is annotated as rhodopsin, GQ-coupled-like. NCBI's taxonomy places the organism in Eukaryota, Metazoa, Hemichordata, Enteropneusta, Harrimaniidae. Gene Ontology annotation, cellular component: membrane. Gene Ontology annotation, biological process: G protein-coupled receptor signaling pathway. Gene Ontology annotation, molecular function: G protein-coupled receptor activity. The record is from RefSeq and is a predicted model, not a curated record.
AUGGCAGCAAAUUCGACUGAAACAUUUCUAGAUGUCAGUGCAACAAAUUCAACUCAAGAGAUUCUCGAUACCAUUGUAACAACGUCAACUUCUGAUACAGCUUUCGACAGUAUUGCAACAAGUUCAACUGGAACAUUUAUCGAUAUCAUUACAGCAAAUUUGACAGACGCGUUUGUCAAUAAUACAGUACAAAAUUCAACGAAUAUAACUGAAGAAGUACUCGACAUUAUUGGUGUGAAAUCAUAUGAACAAGUUCUCGAUAUAAUAUCAGCGUGCAUGUUACUUAUUGUUGCUUUUGUUGGAACUGCCGGCAAUAUUCAAGUGUUUUAUAUUGUCUACGCUAACAAAAAACUAAGAACCCCUCCGAACAUCCAACUGGUAUCGUUAGCUGCAGCAGACAUGUUAGUUUGUAUCAUAACAUCAUUGAUGCGGUUUUUUGUUAUGGUGAAAAGUCUUCUACAUGGGGAAAUCAACAUAAAUGGUCCUUUUUGUAUCGGUCAAAUAUUUGUUAUUUACACCUCAACUAUGACAACUAUAGUUUCUCUGGGAACUAUCGCUGCUAUUAGGGCGAUAACUGUAGCAGAUAAGUUGUCACCAAGCACCAAGAGAACAGUUAUCUACAGUUUGAUCUCUGUCAAUUGGAUUACAGGGUUGGGAUAUGGUACAUGGAAGGCAUGGGCCGGGGAGGACCUCGCGUGCAAUCCAGAACCCAUAAGUCAGGAAGUGAGAAACGCAUCAAGGGGUGGCAUACUCAUGGUAUUUCUAACACUGUGUACAAUUGUUGUGUCCUAUUCCUACAUCUACCACGUGACCAACCGACAUGAGAAAUCAUUUCAACGAGCUAUGAAGGCAGCAGACAAUAGUGGGCAACGACAACGCAAAACAACGAAUCUUGCAACAUUGAAGGUAGCCGUUUUACUCAUUUCUAUGUUCAUAAUAUCAUAUUUUCCAGUUCCAUUAUAUGGUUUGCUUAUAUCCAAUAAUGAUAGCUAUAGAAAUGAGCAUGUAGCUAGUUUCUUUUUUUCUUUUAUGUGUUUGGGCAGCUUGAUAAAUCCUAUAAUAUACUCCCUAACUUCUAAUCAGUUUAAAAAUCACCUAUUCUUUAAGAAAAACAACAAAAUACAGCCAAUAGAACAGGAAAGAAACCCCGUGUAA